Vombatus ursinus (common wombat) is the source of this 8890-nucleotide messenger RNA. RefSeq names its product neuron navigator 3 (gene NAV3). Gene Ontology annotation, molecular function: protein binding; ATP binding; ATP hydrolysis activity. NCBI's taxonomy places the organism in Eukaryota, Metazoa, Chordata, Mammalia, Diprotodontia, Vombatidae. Bases 143 to 6967 code for a protein of 2274 amino acids. The transcript has 39 exons. Gene Ontology annotation, biological process: neurogenesis; nervous system development. The record is from RefSeq and is a predicted model, not a curated record.
AGUCAGUCAGUCUGUCCUAGAGAUCAAAAUGGCCUUUGGAACGUGGAUGUUUGAGAAUGGCUGCUGAUGAAACCUUAUCUCCAGAAUUGUUUUGAAAUCUGAGGUGCAUGAUUGUCCAUAGAGAUGGGUGACCAGAAAGGAGAUGAGGCCUGAGAUUUACACUGACUGGGCUAAUCACUACCUAGCUAAAUCUGGCCACAAGCGGUUGAUUAAGGAUUUACAACAGGACAUUACAGAUGGAGUACUGCUAGCAGAAAUCAUUCAGAUCAUCGCAAAUGAAAAGGUUGAAGAUAUCAAUGGAUGCCCCAGGAGUCAAUCUCAAAUGAUUGAAAAUGUUGAUGUCUGCCUUAGCUUUCUAGCAGCCAGAGGAGUAAAUGUGCAAGGUCUAUCUGCUGAAGAAAUAAGAAAUGGAAAUUUGAAAGCCAUUUUAGGGUUGUUUUUUAGUUUAUCUCGGUACAAACAGCAGCAACACCAUCAACAACAGUAUUACCAGUCUCUUGUAGAACUCCAGCAACACGUCACUCAUCCUUCACCACCAGCUGAAGUCAGCCAGUCCAAAACUCAACAAGAUAUGCAGUCCAGUCUGGCAGCCAGAUAUGCAGCUCAGUCUAAUCACAGUGGGAUUGCAACCAGUCAGAAAAAGGCUUCUAGGCUUCCAGGGCCCUCAAGAGUGCCAGCUGCAGGCAGCAGUAGCAAGGUCCAAGGAGCUUCUAAUUUAAAUCGGAGAAGUCAGAGCUUUAACAGCAUUGACAAAAACAAGCCUCCACAUUAUGCAAAUGGAAAUGACAAAGAUUCUUCCAAAGGACCUCAAACAUCUUCAGGUGUGAAUGGCAACGUUCAGCAUCCCACCAGCACGGGGCAGCAGCCAGUCUCUGCCAUCCCUUCUCCAAGUACCAGCAAGCCUUGGCGCAGCAAAUCCAUGAAUGUCAAGCACAGUGCCACCUCUACCAUGUUGUCUGUGAAGCAGUCCAGCCCUGCCACCUCUCCGACGCCGUCCUCAGAGAGGCUGAAGCCGCCUCUCGCAGAAGGGGUCAAACCUCCUUCAUCUGGACAGAAAUCCAUGCUGGAGAAAUUCAAGUUGGUAAAUGCUCGGACAGCUUUGCGACCCCCACAGGCUCCCAAUCCAGUGCCCAGUGAUGGUGGGCGAGAUGAUGAUGCUUUUUCCGAGUGUGGUGAGAUGGAUGUCUUUAACAGUGGACUGAAUAGCAGUGGGUCAACCAACAGCAGUCCCAAAGUGUCACCGAAAUUGACCCCUCCAAAAGCUGGAAGCAAAAAUCUGAGCAAUAAAAAAUCUUUGCUACCAAAGGAUAAGGAGGAAAAGAACAGGGACAAAAAUAAAGUUUGCACUGAAAAGCCAGUCAAGGAAGAGAAGGAGCAGGUCAUGGAGACCACAGUGAAGAAGACUUCCAAAAUUGCAAGCUUGAUCCCUAAGGGAAGCAAGACUGCCACGGCCAAGAAGGAAAGCUUAAUACCAUCUUCGAGUGGGAUUCCAAAACCAGGAUCCAAGGUGCCUACAGCAAAACAGAGCAUUUCGCCGGGCAGUACAGGAAAUAAGGAGUCUGAAAAAUUCAGGACUACAAAGGGCAACCAGUCCCAAUCAGCACCCAAAUCUCAGAUGACUGAAAAGUCCAGCAGCACCUCUAAUUGUCUGGCUCCUUUGGAAGGAAAGGAGCCUAGCCAAGUUAUUGCCUCUGCUUCUUGUGCCAUGCCAAGUGGUGGACAGAAUGCAGGCAAUGGCGCUGUCCAGCUCCCCCAGCAGCAAUAUAGUCACCCAAACACUGCCACAGUUGCUCCUUUCAUUUAUAGAACACACACAGAAAAUGAAGGUACCUCUAUACCCCCUGUGGAAUCCUGCACCAGUCCUACUAAAAUGGAUUUAUCAUAUAGUAAGACUGCCAAACAGUGCCUAGAGGAGAUAUCUGGGGAGGACCCAGAAACGAGAAGAAUGAGAACAGUGAAAAACAUAGCAGAUCUGAGACAGAAUUUAGAAGAGACAAUGUCUAGUCUUCGGGGGACCCAGAUAAGCCACAGCACCCUGGAGACAACAUUUGACAGCACUGUGACAACUGAAGUCAACGGAAGAAGUAUACCGAGUCUGACAAGCCGAUCCACGCCAGUGACCUGGAGACUGGGUCAAGCUAGUCCUCGACUCCAGGCGGGGGAUGCCCCAUCCUUGGGAGGUGGCUAUCCUAGGAGCAGCGCCAGUCGCUUUAUCCACACUGACCCCUCCAGGUUCAUGUAUACCACCCCCCUGCGUCGGGCUGCUGUGUCUCGCCUUGGAAACAUGUCCCAGAUAGAUAUGAAUGAAAAAGGAAGCAGUGAUCUGGACAUGACUUCUGAAGUAGAUGUCGGUGGUUAUAUGAGUGAUGGUGAUAUCCUUGGGAAGAGUCUCAGAAGUGAUGACAUCAAUAGUGGAUACAUGACAGAUGGAGGACUAAACCUAUAUACCAGAAGUUUGAACCGAAUACCAGAUUUGGCAACAUCUCGUGAUGUCAUUCAGAGAGGGGUACAUGAUGUGACCGUUGAUGCAGAUAGCUGGGAUGACAGCAGCUCAGUAAGUAGUGGACUCAGUGAUACUCUUGAUAACCUCAGCACAGAUGACCUAAAUACUGGAUCCUCUGUCAGUUCUUAUUCCAACAUGACAGCCCCUUCGAGGAAGAACACUCAGCUGAAGACAGAUUCAGAGAAACGUUCUGUAGCAGAUGACACCUGGGAUAGCACAGAGGAGCAGAAGAAACCCGAGGAAGAAUUUGACGGCCAUGCGGACAACAGCAGCAAGUGGAAAGCUGCUCCCCCGGGACUGUCGGAAGACUCAGAGAAGGGAGGGCAGAAGGCAGCUCUGUCCGUUUCACAGACAGGGUCUUGGCGGCGGGGUAUGUCUGCCCAAGGAGGGACACCAUCCAGGCACAAAGCUGGAACGAGUGGCCUCAAGACUCCUGGAAAAACAGAUGACGCCAAAGCUUCUGAGAAAGGGAAAACGGCCCUUAAAGGGACAUCCAUACAACGUUCUCCUUCAGAUGCAGGAAAAAGCAGUGGAGAUGAAGGGAAAAAGCCCCCAUCAGGCAUUGGGAGGUCGACUGCCACUGGGUCAUUUGGAUUUAAGAAGCCAGGUGUUGCAUCAUCUACUAUGAUCACCACUAGUGGAGCAAGCAUCGCCAGUGGUUCUGCAACACUAGGUAAAACCCCCAAAUCAGCAGCCAUUGGUGGGAAAUCCAGUGCAGGGAGAAAAACCAGCUUGGACGGUUCUCAAAAUCAGGAUGAUGGCGCGCUACACAUGAGUUCAAAGACAACACUUCAGUACCGAAGCUUACCACGCCCUUCAAAAUCGAGCCCGAGUGGCAUUCCUGGCCGGGGUGGACACAGAUCCAGUACCAGCAGCAUUGACUCUAAUGUGAGUAGCAAAUCUGGAGGGGCCACCGCUACCAAGCUGAGAGAGCCAACCAAGAUAGGGUCUGGGCGGUCCAGUCCCGUCACCAUCAAUCAGACAGACAAGGAGAAGGAGAAGGUGGCAGUGUCAGAUUCAGAGAGUGUUUCUUUGUCCAGUUCCCCCAAGUCCAGCCCAACCUCUGCCAAUGCAUGUGGAACACAAGGACUCAGGCAGCCAGGUUCCAAGUAUCCCGAUAUUGCCUCACCUACAUUUAGAAGGUUGUUUGGUGCCAAGGCGGGUGGCAAAUCUGCCUCUGCACCUAAUUCUGAGGUUGUGAAAUCCUCCUCAGUAAUGCCCAGCCCUUGUACCACAUUAGCGCGACAAGGCAGUCUGGAGUCUCCAUCGUCGGGUACAGGCAGCCUGGGCAGUGCUGGUGGGCAGAGUGAAGGCAGCAGCCCUCUCUUCAAUAAACCCUCAGACUUAACGACAGAUGUUAUAAGCUUAAGCCACUCGUUGGCUUCCAGCCCAGCAUCGGUUCACUCUUUCACCUCAGGUGGUCUUGUGUGGGCUGCCAAUCUGAGCAGCUCAUCUGCUGGCAGCAAGGACACUCCAAGCUACCAGUCAAUGACUAGUCUCCAUACAAGCUCUGAGUCUAUUGACCUCCCUCUCAGCCAUCAUGGCUCUCUGUCUGGAUUGACUACAGGCACUCAAGAGGUUCAGAGCCUGCUCAUGAGGACUGGUAGUGUGAGAUCUACUCUUUCAGAAAGCAUGCAACUUGACAGAAAUACGCUGCCCAAAAAGGGACUAAGAUACACCCCAUCAUCCCGGCAGACCAGUCAAGAAGAGGGCAAAGAAUGGCUUCGAUCUCACUCAACUGGAGGCCUGCAGGACACUGGUAACCAAUCUCCUCUUGUUUCCCCUUCUGCUAUGUCAUCAUCAGCUACAGGAAAAUACCACUUUUCCAACUUAGUGAGUCCCACCAGCCUGUCCCAGUUUAAUCUUCCUGGCCCCAGCAUGAUGCGCUCCAACAGUAUCCCUGCUCAAGAUUCUUCCUUUGAUCUGUAUGAUGAUUCCCAGCUGUGUGGCAGUGCCACAUCUUUAGAAGAAAGACCCCGAGCCAUUAGUCAUUCAGGCUCAUUCAGAGACAGCAUGGAAGAAGUCCAUGGGUCUUCGUUAUCACUGGUUUCGAGUACAUCUUCUCUCUACUCUACAGCUGAAGAAAAAGCACAUUCUGAGCAAAUUCACAAACUACGGAGGGAGCUGGUCGCAUCACAGGAAAAGGUUGCAACACUCACAUCUCAACUUUCAGCCAAUGCUCAUCUAGUAGCAGCUUUUGAAAAAAGCUUAGGGAAUAUGACUGGCCGUCUACAAAGCUUAACCAUGACAGCAGAACAAAAGGAGUCUGAACUUAUUGAACUAAGGGAAACCAUAGAAAUGUUGAAAGCUCAGAAUUCUGCUGCACAGGCUGCCAUUCAGGGAGCACUGAAUGGCCCUGAUAAUCCCCAAAAAGAUCUCCGUAUUAGAAGGCAGCAUUCCUCAGAAAGCGUCUCCAGUAUCAACAGUGCUACGAGUCAUUCCAGCAUUGGCAGUGGUAAUGAUGCCGACUCUAAGAAAAAGAAAAAGAAAAACUGGCUGAGGAGUUCAUUCAAACAAGCCUUUGGGAAGAAAAAGUCCACCAAGCCCCCUUCCUCACAUUCUGACAUCGAAGAACUUACUGAUUCAUCCCUUCCAUCAUCACCGAAGCUGCCCCAUAGCUCUGGUGACUGUGGGUCAGUAUCCAUGAAGCCUUCACAAUCAGCAUCUGCUAUCUGUGAAUGCACGGAAGCAGAGGCCGAGAUUAUCCUGCAGCUAAAGAGUGAGCUCCGAGAAAAGGAGCUAAAAUUAACAGAUAUUCGUCUAGAAGCUCUCAGUUCUGCUCACCAUCUUGACCAGAUUCGGGAAGCCAUGAAUCGAAUGCAGAAUGAAAUUGAAAUCUUGAAAGCUGAAAAUGAUCGUUUGAAGGCAGAGACUGGGAAUACAGGGAAGCCUGCCCGCCCUUCAUCUGAGUCUUCCAACAGCACCUCCUCCUCAUCUUCUCGCCAGUCUUUAGGGCUUUCAUUGAACAACUUGAACAUCACUGACUCUAUUACCUCAGAUAUUUUACUGGAAGAUGCUACUGAUGGAACCCUCCAUAAAGAUGGCCGCAGCGUGAAAAUUAUAGUAUCUAUUAGCAAGGGCUAUGGUCGAUCAAAGGAACAGAAGCCUCAGGCAUACUUGAUAGGAUCCAUUGGUGUUAGUGGAAAAACCAAGUGGGAUGUAUUAGAUGGUGUAAUUAGACGUCUCUUCAAGGAGUAUGUGUUCCGAAUUGAUACAUCUACUAGUCUUGGUUUGAGCUCUGACUGUAUCGCAAGCUACUGUAUAGGGGAUUUAAUUAGAUCCCAUAGUCUAGAAGUGCCUGAAUUGCUGCCUUGUGGAUAUCUUGUUGGAGAUAAUAACAUCAUCACUGUGAACCUUAAAGGGGUAGAAGAAAACAGUUUGGAUAGCUUUGUUUUUGAUACACUAAUCCCUAAACCAAUUACCCAAAGGUAUUUUAAUUUGCUGAUGGAGCAUCACAGAAUUAUCCUAUCUGGACCAAGUGGCACUGGAAAGACAUAUUUAGCCAACAAACUUGCUGAAUAUAUAAUAACCAAAUCUGGUAGGAAAAAAACAGAAGAUGCUAUUGCUGUGUUUAAUGUGGACCACAAAUCAAGUAAGGAAUUGCAGCAGUACCUAGCCAACUUAGCAGAACAAUGCAGUGCUGAUAAUAAUGGUUCAGACCUACCUGUUGUAAUUAUUCUCGAUAAUCUCCACCAUGUUGGCUCUUUGAGUGACAUCUUCAAUGGUUUCCUCAACUGCAAAUAUAACAAAUGUCCCUAUAUCAUUGGAACAAUGAACCAGGGGGUUUCAUCAUCACCAAAUCUAGAACUGCAUCAUAAUUUCAGGUGGGUACUGUGUGCUAACCACACAGAACCAGUAAAAGGCUUUCUGGGCAGAUAUCUACGGAGGAAAUUGAUUGAGACUGAAAUAGAGAGAAAUAUGCGCAAUGGUGACCUCAUCAAAAUCAUAGACUGGAUUCCUAAAACAUGGCAUCAUCUGAAUAGCUUUUUGGAAACACACAGUUCUUCUGAUGUGACCAUUGGUCCUCGUCUUUUCCUCUCUUGUCCUAUGGAUGUAGAAGGAGCCAGAGUAUGGUUCACUGAUCUCUGGAACUAUUCUCUGGUACCGUAUCUUCUGGAGGCAGUGAGAGAAGGUCUUCAGAUGUAUGGUAAGCGAGCACCAUGGGAAGAUCCUUCCAAGUGGGUACUUGAUACAUACCCAUGGAGCUCUGCCUCACUGCAACAAGAAGGCCCAGCCUUACUUCAGUUGAGGCCAGAAGAUGUUGGUUAUGAAGGCUGUACAUUGGCAAAGGAAGGGACAACCUCCAAGCACAUUCCACAGACUGAUACAGAGGGGGAUCCUUUGAUGAAUAUGUUAAUGAAGCUCCAGCAAGCAGCCAAUUACUCCAGUGCACAAAGCUGCGACGGUGACAGCACCAGCCACCAUGAUGACAUUUUAGAUUCAUCUCUUGAAUCAACUCUCUAGGGGAUAUAAAGUUAGCUAGCUAUAGGAUUAAGCUUAGGAAACAAAAUGCAUUUCCACUCAGCCACUGCCAGUGAUGGAGCAGCCAGUCGAAGGUCCCUGACCAAGAGCUGUAUGCCACAAAAGAGGCAGCAUAUUUCAGUCAGAAAAGUCAAGACGUUCAGUUGAAAUGGAAAGCUUGAAUCCGUUUUUCUUUCAAGGCAUUUCUGUCUCAAUGGAGUCACACAAGUAGGGCUCCAUUAAUUAACUGGAAGAGGCCCUACGUGGAGGGCCACCAAGCAGAUUGCACAUGAGUUAGCCAAACUGGAAUAUUUUUUUUUCUCUCUAAAAGUUUACAGUAAAAAGGUUUUUUUUUUUUUUUGGUUGUUUUAUUUUGUUUUCCACUUCCUUCUUGGCACCUCCCCCCUUUUUUGGGAAAUAUUUUCUUUUUGUUUUAACUCUGAGGUGCUGCAUCCACCAUGCAGGGCCCGUGUUUCCAGAUCCAAUUCUAUCCUUACCUCCGUUGUGCCACACGGCACUGUCACAUGACUCCAGUAGUGUUUGUGUUGUGCUACUGCCCAUUCCAAAAUGGACGCCAGAGGCUCUGUACUCAAUAAGCACAAAUGGCAUUGUGCAACCUCCAGAAAACACUACUGUGAAGUGUUGGAUAAGUGCCAAGUUAAUUCCUAACUGCCAUUUCCACAGUGAUGUAUUCCACCAACUUUUUAGUGUGCAAGUCACCAUUUUUAUAAGGUUGUUUUUACCACAGUGGUCUUUUUUAACCACCUACCCACUCCCCAACCCCAACAAGAGUUUUCUACCGGUUAUUAGGGAACACUGACAAAAGGCUUGUUUAGGGCCUCAUUUGUGUGAGCCUUUUCAGUGGACGAAGGAAUAUUUCCUAUGGUGCUGUCUCACUGCCUUAAACCCAAUUUCUACAACAGUUUUACAGGUGGUUUAACUCCUAAACCAUUGGUAACUCACACUGUCUUUUCAUUUUGCCAACAAGACACAUUGGUUCACACAGCAGCCUCAUAUCUGUAAAUCAUGAUUUUUUUUUAAAGAAAUGGAUAGGAGAAAGAUCGGUAUUUUUAUCCUGUGAAAAGAUUGUUUUGUCUUUCCUUGGACAUAGGCAAGGAACCCCCAAACCUACUAUGACCAUCACUUACAAGCUGAGGGAGGUAGCUAAGAUUCAUCCAGUGCCAUGGGAUGGAGCUUUGUUGGAAGGCAUAAUAUUUUGAAAUUCCUCUCCAGCAGAGCUGGAAGCAUUUGAUGCAGCAUGAGCACAAACCUUUGGGGUUUUUCUUUCUCUCUUUUUUUCCCUCUCUUUCCUGCCCCCCCCUUUUUUCCUGCUAAUUUGACGCAUGGUGUUUUGAUUGCUAUUGUUGUACAUGAGAAAAAGCAGCAUUGAAUCACACGGAAGCAAUGACAUCCACUGUGGAAGAGGAAGAGUUUAUAUUGUAAAGGAGGGUUAGUUUUGCACAGUCUACUGGGUGGGUAUUGUAAAUAAAAAAAAAAAGGCCUUGCACAAAUCAAACAAACACACUCACACAAAUUGUAUUUUAUCCUGUUGGUGUUGAGAUGUUUCACUUGCUGAGAUUUCCUGUAUGUUGCAAACAAAUACAGAAUGCAGACCCUAAAAGCUGUUUUUAUCUGGUGUGUUUGUCCUGUAUUUACAGUUGGUAUGACUAUGCAGGAGUUAUCAGUGCUGGAGUGAGCAUGUUUCCAAUCUGUACAUGAAGCCAAUACAUUUUCAGAAAUUUUAAUGGUUUUAAAGUGCAUCUGGCAUGGCAGGCUGUAAACAGAUUGCAUGAUUGAUAAACUUGAUCGGAUUCAUUAGUGAAAGUUCUGGCCAUAAGAAAUAACUUGUUUCAAACACAAUCCAAGGGCUUGGGUAAUGGUGUAGAUAUGUACUGUACCAUUAAAAAAAAAAUAAAGUGUUACCUU